AUGGCGACAACAAUAAUUGUUAUCGCCCUUGUAACUCUCGCCCAUUCGGGAUAUGCACGCUAUACAAAAUUUCCUGAAGGAUUUACAUUUGGCGUUGCUACAGCCGCUCAUCAGAUAGAAGGAGCUUGGAAUGUCAGUGGUAAGUCGGAAAACGUUUGGGAUCGCCUAACACACACGCGGCCAUGGAUGGUCGCUGAUGGAACGAAUGGUGACAUUGCAUGCGACUCUUAUAACAGAUACCAAGAGGACGUAGAUGAGCUUGCAUACCUUGGUGUGGACUUUUACAGAUUUUCUUUAUCAUGGGCUAGGAUAUUGCCUACUGGCCGUGUUGACUAUAUAAACCCUGAUGGUAUUCGCUACUACCAUGCUCUUCUAGAUGCUUUGGCUGAAAAGAAUAUUGAACCACUGGUUACAUUAUUCCACUGGGACUUACCGCAAACACUCCAAGAUCUAGGUGGUUGGGCUAAUCCGAAAAUGAUUGAUUAUUUCCGUGAUUAUUCUGACUUGUGCUUCAGGGAAUUCGGUGACAAGAUCAAAUCCUGGAUAACAUUCAAUGAGCCUUAUGAAAUUUGCGAAGAUGCAUAUGGUGAUGAUAAAAAAGCACCCGCUAUCGAAAGUCAUGGUGUUGGAAACUAUUUAUGCAGCGACACACUACUUAAGGCCCACGCUGAAUCUUAUCAUUUAUAUAAUGACACCUACAGACCUAUUCAAAAUGGAAGAAUAAUGAUCUCUAUCAACUCUAUUUGGUACGAGCCGAGUGAUCCUGAAAAUUCAGAACAAGUUGCUCUAGCGGAAGUGGCUAAUCAAUUUAAAUUUGGAUGGUUCGCGCACCCUGUUUUCACUGAGCAAGGUGGUUAUCCCGCAGUCAUGGUUGAGAAUGUUGCGCAGCAAAGUCAAGCCGAAGGUCUUCCUAAAUCACGUUUAGAACAGUUUGACGAAUAUUGGAUUGAAAGGAUUAAGGGCACAUCAGACUUCCUCGGCAUAAAUCACUACACCACCCAUUUGAUCACCGGCCCCGGUGUAGAUCCACUUGCAAAAUCGCCAUCCUGGCUUAAAGAUAUUGGAGCUAUCACUUCAUUAAAAGUUGGAGGGGACUCAGCUUCCGAAUGGCUUAGAGUGGUUCCUACGGGUUUUGCUAACUUAUUGCGCUGGUGUAAAAGCUCCUACAAUGACCCACCGAUUUAUAUAACUGAAAACGGAUGCUCUGAUCGCGGCGCCUUACAAGAUUAUAGCAGAAUUCAGUAUUUGAAUGAUUACCUUUCGGAAAUCUUAAAUGUUAUCUACGAUGAUGAUGUGAAAGUUCUUGGUUACACUUUAUGGACGCUUAUGGAUAACUUUGAAUGGCGUGCUGGAUUUUCUGAACGCUUCGGCUUAUACUACGUAGACAUUAAUGACCCGGAACGCCCAAGAACACCUAAAUUAUCCGUAGAAUAUUACAAACAAUUAAUUGCGACAAGGGAGAUCCCUCAAGACGACCGUUUCAAAGAUCCCACUGUGAGACGAGGUAUC
Molecule: messenger RNA, 1509 nt
Organism: Brenthis ino (lesser marbled fritillary)
Lineage: Eukaryota; Metazoa; Arthropoda; Insecta; Lepidoptera; Nymphalidae
Source: the annotation of a GenBank genome assembly